AUGGCCCACUGCCCUACCCUUGCCUCUGUCCUGCUGGCCUUGAUGCUGGGCGGUGCAGCCCGGGCUGCGGAGAUUGUGGGCGGGCGGGAGGCGCAGCCCCACUCGCGGCCCUACAUGGCAUCCUUGCAGUUGCGCGGCACCCAGGGCAGCCACUUCUGCGGAGGCACCUUGAUCCACCAGCGCUUCGUGCUGACCGCAGCGCACUGCCUACAGGACAUCCCUCAUCAGCUGGUGAACGUGGUGCUCGGAGCCCACGACCUGCAGACGCCUGAACCCACACAGCAGCAGUUCCUUGUCGCUCAAGUGUUCCGAAACAACUACAACCCAGAGAACAACCUUAACGAUAUUCUCCUCAUCCAGCUCGACCACCCAGCUAACCUCAGUGCUGAUGUCACCACCGCUCAGCUGCCCCAGCAAGACCAGCCACUACUUCAUGGCACCCCGUGUCUAGCUAUGGGCUGGGGCCGUCUGGGUAGCCGGGCCCCAGCAUCCAGCACCCUGAAGGAGCUCAACGUCACCGUGGUCACAUUCCUAUGCCGGCCGCACAAUGUGUGCACAUUCGUCCCCCGCCGCAGUGCUGGCAUCUGCUUUGGAGACUCUGGUGGCCCCUUGAUCUGCAACAACACCCUCCAGGGAGUGGACUCCUUCGUGAUCCGGGAAUGUGCCACUGGCCAGUAUCCUGACUUCUUCGCACGAGUGGCCCUCUACGUGGACUGGAUUCACUCCGUGCUGCGUGGCACUGGGGGUGAGGGCAGCCACUGAGCCUAGGCAACAGGCCCUAAUGAAGAAACCUCAGGCAGAGGCAGACCUUUUCCAGAAAACUGCUUCCUCCUUGGCCAGGUCCAGGAUAGCCCCCCACCCCAGUGCCCCUGGGAGCCAGGCCAACCCUGCA
Otolemur garnettii (small-eared galago) is the source of this 892-nucleotide messenger RNA. It is a transcript of the gene PRTN3, whose product is annotated as proteinase 3. The record is from RefSeq and is a predicted model, not a curated record. Gene Ontology annotation, biological process: proteolysis. Lineage: Eukaryota; Metazoa; Chordata; Mammalia; Primates; Galagidae. The transcript has 5 exons. Bases 1 to 762 code for a protein of 253 amino acids. Gene Ontology annotation, molecular function: serine-type endopeptidase activity.